ACAGGGGGGUUGGUGAAUGGUGCCGACCGCGGCCAUCGCAGUUGGAGGCUAUUUUUUGGGGGGGUGAGUAGCGUCCAUGGAGUUACUUUGCGCUCACUCCUAGCCGCACGGGCUUGGGUCCGACCGGUUAACCGUCCCCGGCAGGGGUGCGGGGCUGGGAAAACCGUGGGCCCAGCCGCCUCCCUCGCCGCGACCCCGGAUGGAUGCGCGCCCCCCGCCCGCCCGCGUCGGCCCCAGGAGCUCCGGGUUUCGGGAGCAUCCUUCCCGCGCCCGCCCCCACCACGGCGCGUAGCCGAGGGCAGCGCCCCUCGAAAGGGCACAGCGGAGCAAGGCUAGGCCAAAGAGCCAGCUCCCUUCUCUGAAGAAGGGAUCAGAAGGACCCGGCAGCUGCCGAUGGGCAGCCAUCUGUGGGAACAAGCGGACUGAGCUUUGCCCUCUCUGAGGUGGAGAAUAGGGUGAGAAGGUGCUGAAGGACAAAGUAGACAAAGCCCCUUUCAGACUCCCAGGAUCCCCUUGAUGGAAGAGAAGAGGCGAAAAUAUUCCAUCAGCAGCGACAACUCUGACACCACUGACAGUCACGCGACAUCUGCGUCAAGAUGCUCCAAACUGCCCAGCAGCACCAAGUCGGGCUGGCCCCGGCAGAACGAAAAGAAGCCCUCCGAGGUUUUCCGGACAGACUUGAUCACAGCCAUGAAGAUCCCAGACUCAUACCAGCUCAGCCCGGAUGACUACUACAUCCUGGCAGAUCCAUGGCGACAGGAGUGGGAAAAAGGUGUGCAGGUGCCGGCAGGGGCCGAGGCCAUUCCGGAGCCUGUGGUGAGGAUCCUCCCACCACUAGAAGGACCCCAGACAUCCCCUAGCGGCUAUGAACUUGGCGAGGGCUCCCAGCCUGAUUGGCCAGGGGGCAGCCGCUAUGACCUGGAUGAGAUUGAUGCCUACUGGCUGGAGCUCAUCAACUCGGAGCUGAAGGAAAUGGAGAGGCCAGAGCUGGACGAGCUGACCUUAGAACGUGUGUUGGAGGAGCUGGAGACACUGUGCCACCAGAAUAUGGCGCGUGCCAUCGAGACGCAGGAGGGGCUGGGCAUCGAGUAUGAUGAGGACGUCGUCUGUGACGUGUGCCGCUCUCCCGAGGGUGAGGAUGGCAACGAGAUGGUCUUCUGUGACAAGUGCAACGUCUGUGUGCACCAGGCGUGCUACGGGAUCCUCAAAGUGCCCACGGGCAGCUGGCUGUGCCGGACAUGUGCCCUGGGUGUCCAGCCAAAGUGCCUGCUCUGCCCCAAGCGUGGAGGAGCCUUGAAGCCCACCAGAAGCGGGACCAAGUGGGUGCACGUGAGCUGCGCUCUCUGGAUUCCCGAGGUCAGCAUCGGCUGCCCGGAGAAGAUGGAGCCUAUCACCAAGAUCUCGCAUAUCCCGGCAAGCCGCUGGGCUCUGUCCUGUAGCCUCUGCAAGGAGUGCACUGGCACCUGCAUCCAGUGUUCCAUGCCUUCCUGCGUCACGGCGUUCCACGUCACAUGCGCCUUUGACCAUGGCUUGGAAAUGCGGACUAUAUUAGCAGACAACGACGAGGUCAAGUUCAAAUCGUUCUGCCAAGAACACAGUGAUGGGGGCCCCCGGGGUGAGCCCACGUCUGAACCCAUGGAGCCCAGCCCAGCCGGUGAGGACCUAGAAAAGGUGACCCUACGCAAGCAGCGGCUGCAGCAGCUGGAGGAAGACUUCUAUGAGCUGGUGGAGCCGGCCGAGGUGGCUGAGCGCCUGGACCUGGCGGAGGCGCUAGUCGACUUCAUCUACCAGUACUGGAAGCUGAAGAGGAAAGCCAAUGCCAAUCAGCCGCUGCUGACCCCCAAGACUGAUGAGGUGGACAACCUGGCCCAGCAGGAGCAGGACGUCCUCUACCGCCGCCUAAAGCUCUUCACACACCUGAGGCAGGACCUGGAGAGGGUUAGAAAUCUGUGCUGCAUGGUGACAAGGCGCGAGAGAACGAAACACGCCAUCUGCAAACUCCAGGAGCAGAUAUUCCACCUGCAGAUGAAACUUAUUGAACAGGAUCUGUGUCGAGAACGAUCUGGAAGGAGAGCAAAGGGCAAGAAGAGCGACUCAAAAAGGAAAGGUCGCGAGGGCCCGAAAGGCAGUCCUGAGAAGAAAGAGAAAGUGAAGGCGGGACCAGACUCGGUCCUGGGGCAGCUGGGCCUGUCCACGUCCUUCCCCAUCGAUGGCACCUUCUUCAACAGCUGGCUGGCACAGUCUGUGCAGAUCACAGCGGAGAACAUGGCCAUGAGUGAGUGGUCCCUGAACAAUGGGCACCGUGAGGACCCUACUCCGGGGCUGCUUUCGGAGGAGCUGCUACAAGACGAGGAGACGCUGCUGAGCUUCAUGCGGGACCCCUCACUGCGACCUGGUGACCCUGCCAGGAAGGCCCGAGGCCGUACCCGCCUGCCAGCCAAGAAGAAACCACCCCAGGAAGGGCCCGGUUCACGGACGACUCCAGACAAACCCCCCAAGAAACCCUGGAGCCAGGAUGCAGGCAGCGGCAAGGGGGGUCAAGGGCCACCUGCCAGGAAACCACCACGGCGAACACCGUCUCACCUGCUCUCCAGUCCUACAGCUGGGGACUGCCCCAUCCCAGUUACUCCCGAGAGCCCCCCACCCCUGGCCCCUGAGACCCUGGACGAGGCAACCCCAGUGACAGCCGACUUGAACGUCCAAGUGCCUGGCCCGACGGCGAGCCCCAAGCCCUCAGGCCGGCUCCGACUGCCUCGAGAGAGCAAGGGAACCCGGAGGUCGCCGGGCACCAGGCCUGAUGCUGGGACAGGACCGCCUCCUGCUGUGGCUGAGAGACCAAAGGUCAGCCUGCACUUUGACAACGAGACUGAUGGCUACUUCUCUGAUGGGGAGAUGAGCGACUCAGACGUGGAGGCCGAGGACAGCGGGGUACAGCGGGGUCCCCGGGAAGCAGGGGCUGAGGAGGUGGUCCGCAUGGGGGUUCUAGCCUCCUAAGUCGCUCCUACCCCUGUCCCGGGCCCUGCCCUGGUUCCCCCACAAGGCCUCAGCCCAGUCACAACUGCCAUUUCCAAUCUUUGCUGAGUGUCGCAGACCCUCGAGGCUGCCACUCUGUUGUGGUUUUAUUUUUAAUAUAGAGAGAGUUUUGAAUUCCACACUGUUGUCUUUCCUCUGUGCUGGCCUAGGACAUUAGGAUUCCUUCCACGGCUCUGGCCACAAGGACCACGCCAGGUCCUGUGCAGCCUCCCCACCGAGGCAGCACCCCUGCCCCGGCCCACGUGGCGUCACUGGGCUCCUGGCGAGGUGAAGGAGCGCUCAGGACUCCAGCCCGCUGCCACUGGGUGACACCGACUGUCGUUAGGGCAUUAUUUCAUGGCAGAUGGGCCAGCCCAGGGCCUGCCCCGCCUUGCCCAAGUCCCACUGGGGUCCAUUUGGGGGGUCCUGCUGCACUCCACUGAUCCCCAAGGAAGUAUACAUAAUAAGUGACACCCAGCCAGAGUCUACUCACUGUCACAAGCACAACGAGCUUAUCCGAGAAAGCACUGAGGGGGCGCCGAGGGCCCGCCGGUUCCAGGGGAACCUCAGCGGUUGCUGAUAACCCACAUCAUCCGAGGCCUGCCUGCCUACCCCGCGCCCCUCCACUCCCUUGCUGCUCCUCCCCUGCCAGCGCCCAGCCCGGCGGCUCUGGAAAGGGGUUCCCAGAAUCCUUCCUGAGCUGUGCCAUUUACUCAGGGGACUCCCAAACAGCCAGCCGCCAGUGCCAGCGGAGGGCUGCAAGGGAGGGCCAGUGCCCAGACAGGGGCGUGGGGCUCAAACUCGCCCACUGCAGAGAAUCACUCUGGGGCUCCAACUUCCUUCCUUCGGGGCCAGUCUUGGCCAAAGUCUGGUCACUUCCCGACAGCUGACCAGGCCAGACCGUUUGCCUUUUCAAGUUUCCCAGUCCUGCAAAGAGAUGAGCUUCUUCCUCGGUUUCCUUUUGGAAACUCCUCCUUCCAACAAGCAGUGGGAUCCCGGGGCCCAGAGUGGGCCAGCAGUAGCCUGCUGGGGCUGUUCUAAGUCUUGCUGGAUGUUCCUGGUUCCUUAGUCCCUUCAAGCCUUAACCCCUUUCCCAGCUACGACACUCCCUUCCCCUCCCCCUUCCAUCCUGUCUUUCCCUGCACCUCCCAUCUCACCCCCCAGGUCCCAGAUAGUUGCUCUGAAAAGUUUGAGUGGAGUGGCCCCAGGGUGAUAGCUCAGGGAACAAACAAAAAGGAAUUCAGUGAAAGCGUUUUUUUUUUUUGUUUUGUUUUUGUUUCUUCUUUUUUCUUUUAUAAAUUACUCCUGGGUCACUUCCGCCACUGGUCAUGCCAGAACUUCUCCAACAAGAACCUUGCAAAAGUCCAGUGUAUCAGUCGAAUCAUUCUAUGGAUGCCAAAGAAUAUUUUGACCAUAAUACAGCACAGCCUGGACCUGACAACUUGUCGCUUGGACUUUUCUUCAUGGAGUUCUUUAGCAACAAAGUCUAGAAAAACGUCUGUUGCGCACACCCACGGAGCGAUCCCAAAGCUCUCGAAAGAGAAGGCUGUCCUGUUGCUGAGCUGUUGGGACUGGGAACCGGGCGUUGGAUUUCAGAUUCUGGGCUGGGCCCCCUGUGAGCUCUCCUGGACUCUGAGACUCACAGGGGGACGAACACUGACAGCGAAACCAGCGCGGCAAAGUCUUGACCCUGUGAUUCCCCCCAUGAAGACACAAAGCGCAAGUAAGAGGGAUGGGGUGCAACUCGACACACCCCUCCAACUGACUCCAGCAAAACUUUCAAGGUACGACAGUGGCGUUGUCAUCAACACUUGGUUUCAUGUGAAUCUUAGCAAAACAGGAAACAAAGAUAAUGGCUGAGUUCCAAGGAUCGGACAGAUGUGUCCAGUCAGAGUGGACUUGGCCUGGGUUUCAAGGAUUCUGGGCGUUGGGAUGGCCUGAGCCACGUGCAGAGCUCAGUCCGGCUGCCCGCCUUAGUAGCAGUGGCCUGUGCAGCGGCAGCGUCCCGACCCCACUCUAUUUACUGCCUUGAACAGACCUUCCUUCUCCAUGCUUCAGGUCACUUCGGGUCACACAACCCUUAUAUGCUGGAUCACCCGGUCUGACCUCACUGGGAGAGGGGACAAAGGGAUGAGCUUAAAGAACAACCAACUCUGCUGGGGAUGGGGUGGGGAGGGAAGUGCUGGGUGUUGGCUCAGCUCCCCUAGUUGGGGCACUGGCCCCUUUACCCCUUCAUCCAACUUGAGGCAGAAUCUGGGCCCCAUAGGGGUAGGAGUGGGGCAAGAAACCAGGGAGAAGUGGGUUUGCCCAGGGUUUGGACCAGGCAGACUCAACGGGUAGCCAGCGCUCCUCGGGCCUCUGGUGGCUCACGUGGCCUCUGGCUUCCCGCCAUUCUCUCAAUCAGCUCUUGCUAAGGACCAGGCUGUGCCUGGGGCCUGUGUCCAGCAUGGAGCUCAGGUGUUCAUUAGUCUAGCUGGCUUUGGCCCCAUCACUUCCAGGCCAGGCUCCAGCAUUGUCCUCACCAGCAGCUGUCCACCUCCAGGAUGUCCACCCAGCAGACUGCAAGGAGGACAAGGAUGCCGGUUCCUGCCGCUGUCCUUCCCCCAUUAGCCACAGUCCCUUCAUUCCCUUUCUUGCCUACUGUCCACCUCUAAGAUUAAGGCAAGAGGCAGGGGAAAAGAUAGAUGACCUUUUUCAGGCCAGACAGAGGCCGACCUUUCACUUGACCCCAUCUUCCCACACUCACUGCCCCUCCUUUGGGAGGGAGAAGCUGCUCUGUAAUUCAUUCUGGUUGUCACCACCAUUCUCUCAAUCCUGACUGCCCAUCACCUCCUCCCUUCAUCACAGUGAGAAAGGAUAAUGUGCAAGGAUAGUAUUUUUAUGGAUUGUAAAUGUAUUUUAAGACAAAUAAGGAUAAGAGAGGUAGAGGGUUUAUUUUACUAAAUGAGCUCCAGCUCUGUGACAGUGUAUAAGCAUUUGCUGUGGAAGGCUCUCGGUUUCUUGGAGAAGCCACCCAGGUUUCCAGGCACGGGUGUUGCACUGUGGAUGUGUGGUGUGUGCCAGGGCACGUCUCGUGUCCCCGUGCAUGCAUGUUUGUGUGUGUUGUGUAUGGGCACGCUACGGGACUUGCUGGGGCAAUUCCUAGAGAAUUAACUGCCCAAUUCUAACCAACUUUGGCAGCAGCUGGACUUGGCAUUUCCUUGCCCACAGCCAGAUGUGGCCAACCUCUGUCCAGCCUGAAGCUCUGCAGAAUGGUCUGGAUGUCUGUAGCCAAGCUGUCAGGGAGGCCACUUGCCAUGCCCCUGGCCCAGCUGGCCACAUUGGCCAAAGAGCCAGGGUUGGAGUCUGGGAGCUUUGGUUGUUCUUUAAGGCGCUUCCUGCCACCUAGUCCCUCAGACGCACAGCACUCUGUGCUCCACAUCGGCUCGGGGUGGGGGGAUGAUAUGAAUGUCACAGGAGGAGACACCUUCUGUCUUUGUUUCAAAGAAAGUGAUGUGCCAUUUGUUAAUAUACAAGAGAAAUAUUGAAAAUAUAUUGAAAAGAGCAAUUUUAAAUUAUUUUUGGCUUAUGUUGCAAUAUUUAUUUUCUUG
Molecule: messenger RNA, 6602 nt
Organism: Condylura cristata (star-nosed mole)
Lineage: Eukaryota; Metazoa; Chordata; Mammalia; Eulipotyphla; Talpidae
Gene: JADE2
Product: jade family PHD finger 2
Exons: 13
Coding region: 517-2994 (825 amino acids)
Biological process (GO): regulation of transcription by RNA polymerase II
Cellular component (GO): histone acetyltransferase complex
Source: RefSeq, a predicted model, not a curated record